UCAGUGCGUGUGGAUCGCAGCUCAUCACAGCUCAGCGCAGCUCCGAGAGCGCCGCAGAUAAAGGCAUAACCGAGCGGGCAGGAGGGAGCAAGGCAAAGGGGAUCCAGCAAGGGGCACUGAAAAACACAUUUCUGACAAAAGCGCCUCCUUUGCCAUUUCACUGAAUCAGAAAUUUUAGGCAUUGACUGACGCCUGGAUGCACCGACAUCAGUGAACCGCUCGCCUGGGUCCGCGGAGCAGAUCGCAGCAUGUCCCGAAGGAAGCAGAGCAACCCCAGACAAAUCAAACGGCCGCUGGAUGACAGCCUGGAGGACGAAGAGGGGGAGUGCGCCCUCGAUGAAAAUGAGCUUUCCGUGCAGAGAAACUUCUCGGCCGAGAUGGACCCCGACGGUGAAGACAUGGACUACUCCUGCGGCAAAGACGAGGAUGGAGGUGUCCAGGAGACAGGAGACCGGAACAGCGAGGGACAGAAAAGCAGAAGCACACCAGACCCUGAGAACUGGGACGGACCAAGAGAGCUCCAGGUUGUCAUUAAAGAUGGAGAACGGCAGAUCCAGAGUCGGCAGUCGCUUCCGGUGGGCACGACGUGGGGACCAUACGAGGGGAAGCUCGAGGCGAGCCCAGACGGCAGCCUGAAGACGAAGUGUCCCACCCAUUUGUGGCUUCUGGACAUAACCUGGCCAGGUUUGGACGACAGCAAGACCAACUGCAUCAUCUACAGCAGGAGUAAGUACCUGAAGGGCAGCAGUAACCGCAGAUUUGUACGCUUUCUUUUUACUUGAGGGUUAAUUAAAUGUAUGGAGGUGAUUGUUUAACCGUCUCACUUCAUCUGCAACGUUCACGCUUCUUAAUUCAGACCGAUUCUAUGUACGUCGAAUUCACCACAAUUUGCACACAACAACAAAACUGCAAUUUAAUUUCGUUAAAAGCGUUUUUCUUUUGCUGGAAUGAUUUGUCAUUUGAAGCCAAUUCCCUCAUCUCCAGGCUGAAUUAGGCUUGUUCUCUUCAUACCGUUUGAAGACCAGGUCUUAAAUCUCAAAUUGGUUUUCCCUUAAAUGAAGUCAACAAACAGCUUUUUAAGAAGCAGGUUUUCAGUUAACGUUUAACUAGAUUUACUCCUGAGUGAGAACUUAGACAGAACUAAAACAGAUACUGGAAUAUGGCAUCCAGAAUGACGAGAAUGGGUAAAUCUCUUGGAGAUUGGGCAGUGCCAUGCUCCUUGUCCUCCGUCGGGAGUGCAGUGAAAACCGUAGCGCACUGGAAUGUCACGGGUAACCUAAAUAUUCACAGUCAAUUAUAGAGACUUACUGUAGGCGUCAGCUGACCACAGGGGGCAGCGACGGCAGACUCCGGUCCAGCUCGUGCAGAGCACGCGGUCGGCGGUAGAUUCUGCACCAAUGCAAACAGAAGCCGGACUUGUCAGCCCCCAGUAUUGUUUGAGCCCUCGCACGGGGUGGCAGAUGGGACGGACAGAUGAUCGGCCACGCAGGAGCGCGGGGACGGGCCAGAGGGUGUGGAGAGGCAGGGAUUCUCAGGCGCAUGAAAGCAGCAUGAAGGAUGGAGGGCUCUGACAUCACGGCCGCCCGGUCAGGGACGCCGGGCCGCACCCAAUUCAGACGCCGCAUCUGGGACAUGCAGGUUCAGAUGUGACAUCCAGUCUGAGCCUGGGCUUUCCAAACCCCGGUUUGGUCCAGUAUUUCUUUGGCCAGCAGAACUCAGUGGGAGGAGUUGGUUAAUUUCCAAACAUAAACGUCAUUUUCAAGCCAUAUCGUUCUUUCAUAACCCCUGAUCUUCCAUCGAUCCACCACCAGCACUCCCAAGACAGGUCUGCAUAUUUUUGCAUGCCGUAAACCCGAAAGAUUGGGAACCCCAGUCUCUGACUCCCAGCUGUAAUAGAUUUCUCACCAUGUGCGCGAAUCUGUUGAAUAACUGCAUUUUAAUUUCCCGCGAUUCAGCAUUAAUCACUCGGCUGCACUAAGGAGAGAUCCUCUUAACAGACUGCUUAACUUAGUGUUCUCUAUCAGCAAAUCAUUAAAGUUUGGAUAAGCUCUCAAAGAAGAUUAGAGUGUCUUCAACAAAGUCUAAUCUCUUAACUGGAGCAGAUGAUAUAGUGCAAUAAAAAGGGAGAAUAGCGGGUUUUCACAGUGCUGUCAUUUGAGCCUGUAAUUUUCAUCCUCUGGCAAUUUGAUCUCUAUGGCAGACUGCUGCAUCUCCCCUCCAGCCGCAUAGGGGGCGCUAGAAGACGGCUACCAGCCAGGGCGUCUUAUUGUCUUGUAAUGUUUUACUCAAACAUGUUUUUUGUUUUUCAUAAAUCGUUGAAAGACCACUGCCUCACAUCACUGUUUGCUUCAAUAUACACAGAGGUACGAUGAGAUUUGACAUAGAGGAUUUUGAAGACACUUCGCAGGUCUCAUUCAUACUGCAUCAGUCUGUAUAUAACUGUAGCAUUUGUUACCAGACAGUGACCACAAAUUAAAUGACCACAGGAGAAGUUCCAGUUUCCCUCAUUUCUCAAUAUAUGCGUAUGUGCCUGGCUCUUCCCUGCUUCUCAUUCACGAAGGGCUUCUUCCUUGCUGUAUGGGUCUUCAGUCCUGCUUCUCGGAGCUUGUUAUGAACUGUCCUAGCAGUGCACUUCACACCACUUGAUGUUUCUUGUUCUUUCUGAAGUUGACUUGAUAUCAUCCUCCAUUUAUACGGCACUGCCAGAUAAGUUGAUGUUCAUCUCUGGCAUUAGACAGUUGCUUCUGCCUUCUAUCUGCCUGUUUUUUUUCUCGCCGUUCACAUGUGUCUCCUGUUUCAGUCAGUAUAUUGCUGUGUCAGAAAGUUGGAGCCUGGAAGCAGCC
Molecule: messenger RNA, 2843 nt
Organism: Brienomyrus brachyistius
Lineage: Eukaryota; Metazoa; Chordata; Actinopteri; Osteoglossiformes; Mormyridae
Product: zinc finger protein ZFPM2-like
Exons: 5
Coding region: 249-782 (177 amino acids)
Biological process (GO): negative regulation of transcription by RNA polymerase II; cell differentiation; heart development
Cellular component (GO): nucleus
Molecular function (GO): RNA polymerase II-specific DNA-binding transcription factor binding
Source: RefSeq, a predicted model, not a curated record